This is a messenger RNA of Leptinotarsa decemlineata (Colorado potato beetle), 1344 nucleotides long. It is a transcript of the gene Fitm, whose product is annotated as acyl-coenzyme A diphosphatase Fitm. Gene Ontology annotation, biological process: lipid droplet organization; phospholipid biosynthetic process; lipid storage. Gene Ontology annotation, cellular component: endoplasmic reticulum membrane. Gene Ontology annotation, molecular function: coenzyme A diphosphatase activity. Lineage: Eukaryota; Metazoa; Arthropoda; Insecta; Coleoptera; Chrysomelidae. The record is from RefSeq and is a predicted model, not a curated record.
UAUUUGAGGUUGACAUGUGGCAUGAUAUGACAACCAGCAAUGAACAAGAACGAUUGAACUGAUGCUCAAUCUAAUCCAAAUUCAUAUUGAAUAAUUCAAAAGAAAUAGUAAAAAUGGUUACUAAACGAAGACCAAUUCAUGCAACAAAUUUGAAUUUUCGACCGAAUCUGAACAAUUCCAAUAACGUUGAGCAAAAAGGAACCAAACCAACUAGUGAACCUACUUCAGUCAAGGAAAUUUUUAUAUUGAUGGUAUUAUACAUCUGCAAGAAAUCUUUAUUCUUCAACACUGACUUGAAAGUAUGCAUAUAUUUAGGGUGCCUUUUCGUAAUAUCACUAAUAGCGGACGUUCUCACAAUACCGAAGACUUAUCUGUCCCGGUCUGACAAUAUUUUCAACAAAUUCUUCGUUAAGUUCGCCUGGGGAUGGAAUUUGACGCUAGUUUUACCUUUUGUUAUUCUCACAUCUUUCAUUUACUGCUGUGGAAAUAAGCAAAAAAUCAUCAAACAACAUUUGCCUCGAGUUGCAACUGCAACAUUUUUCUGGUGGUUUUGGACGACUUUGUUCAAUUUUAUCGAAGCAUCACUUGGAAGGUGUGCAAAUAACACCUUCAACGUGAAAGCUGACUGCCUACAAAGUGGCUCUUUAUGGAAUGGUUUUGAUCUUUCCGGACACUCUUUUAUCCUCAUAUAUGGUAGUUUGUUUCUGGUAGAAGAAAGCAGGUGCAUAAUGAAUUGGGAUACCAUUAAGGAACACAUUCGUCUAGAAGAACAUAACAGAAUGAUUAAAGAUAACAAAGAAAAAUCAAAUCCUCUUCGUCAUUUAUCAGAAAAAGACUUGAGACAAGUAAAAGAAAACUAUGAGAAAUUUACACCUUAUAUAAGGCUUUUAUUUGUUUGUAUAGCAGCUAUCCAGAUAUUGUGGGACGUUAUGUUGCUAUCUACAAUGUUCUACUAUCAUAUAAUGAUCGAAAAGUUCUUGGGUGGUGCCUUGGCCAUAUUAACAUGGUUUUUUACCUACAGAAUUUGGUACGUGAAACCGUUUUUAAUUCCUAAUCUUCCUGGAGAAGGGGAAUUCAAAUAUAUGAAAUCUAGUACAACAUCACCAACUCCUGUACGUAUCAGAAGAAAGGAGAGUCUGAUUGAUCAAGGACCUCGCUUUAUGGGAAGACCAAUUUACGGUAAUGUGAAAGUGGACGAGACCCUAUCUGGAAGAUAGCAGCUACUUACGUAAUGCACAUCACCAUAUCUGUUUGGUAUAUUUGUUGAAUGUUUUUUUUAAUUUAUUAAUGAAUUUUAUUUAUAUGGGUAUUUUUUUGGAAUAUUUUGCAAAUAAAAUUGUUAUU